AUGGCUGGUCUCCAGUUGGCACCACGACUGCCUGUGGGUGUUAUGCUCUCAUUUAAUACAACGGAAGCUCCAGGCCUCCACUUAGCCAAGCAAGACCCUUAUGAGCAAAGAGACUCUUCACAGCGGUCCUCAGUGGGGCAUCUGAAGAGCAAUGUCCCGCAGAAGCUUUUGAGCGAUGGUGAACUAAUGCUGAAUAAUCUGUAUCCUCACCCCAAUUGGGACACCUUCACAAAAGCCCAGAGCUGCUUCUAUACCUGCGGUGCUGGAGUCAGCCAGCAGGAUCCAGGAACCAAUCCCCCGGGCCAACGAAAGUCUCUGCUUCAUUCUUCAGACCCUCCUCAGUCCUUUCAACCGUGGUACUCCAAAGCAAGUAACCAGGAUGCCAUCCCCUUUACAAAGAAGCGAGUUGGUGUGGACAGGGCAUACCCACUGAAGCCCGUGUUCCACAGAAAGUCUCGUAAUAGCAGUAAGACUGGAGACGAUGGAGACCAGAAUGUCACCCCUGGAGCCGAUGGAGACCAGAAUGUCCACUCAAGACCUGCUGAGCCAAGAGACUUUUCUUACAGCAGCUUUGGUUCACGGGACCGAGUGAAUCCAUCUGUGGUUAGUUCUCUUCUUGCGGCAACGCAGGGACACGGUACCUGGGCAAAGUCCCACAGGACUGAGCACAUGCAGAUCCAAAAACUAGAAGCUGCUGGUGAGAGCUUAGGGGAAGACAUUCGAAGGAAGGAGACACUUCUGAGGGAAAAGCUGAAGAAGACCGAGGAGGAACUCAGGAGAAUUCAGAAGGAAAAGGAACAGGCUGAGGGAAAUGAGAAAAGAGAGCUCCAGAGAAUGACAUUCUCCCCGAAAGAAGUUAAAGAUAACAGUGCUAGCGCUGUGUACAAACCCCUCUCCUCUCCAGAAUUCAGGUCUGAAGAGGCAUUCAGCAGAGACAGGAGAGAGAGCCAAACUUGGGGACAGUCCCAAGAGAGUUCUAGUCUGUUCCAGAUCUCCGAUUAUGGGAUACAGAGGCUCAAAAGGGAAAGACUGGUGGCAAGCAAUAGCAAAAUCAGAGACCGAGCUGCAAGGCCAUCAAUAGAGAGGUAUUCUCAGCCUUCAAAAGCACCAGGUGAUACUUUAUGGGCGUCCGCUGGGCACUCCAGCCUGUCUCGGGCACCAGACUCUUCAGGCUCCUGCUCUUCCCCCGGGGACUCCGAACUAAGGGAGUGCGAUCACUGUGGACGCAAGUUCCUCUUGCCCAGGCUGGAGAGACACUCGAGCGUUUGCAGCAGGAUGCAGGCUUCCAAGAGGAAGGUGUUUGACUCUUCCAGGGCCCGGGCUAAGGGCACUGAACUGGAGCAUUUCCUGAACUGGAAGGGACCAGCCUUGGCCAAGGCUGAACCUCCUCGGAAGAGCACAUGGAGACAGAAGCAUGAAUCUUUCAUCCGCACCCUCCGGCAGGCUCGAGAAAUCCAGCAGGUGAUUGCCAAAGGUGGAAACCUCUCGGACUUGCCCCCCAUCCUGCCUGCAGAAAAUCCAGACUAUAUUCAGUGUUGUCACUGUAGCCGCUAUUUCGCUCCCAGAGUGGCUGAGCGACACAUUCCCAAAUGUAAGACCAUCAAGAACCGCCCUUCACCUCCAAGAAAGCAUUACAGCUGA
Messenger RNA from Elephantulus edwardii (Cape elephant shrew), 1641 nucleotides. It is a transcript of the gene ZC2HC1C, whose product is annotated as zinc finger, C2HC-type containing 1C. Bases 1 to 1641 code for a protein of 546 amino acids. The record is from RefSeq and is a predicted model, not a curated record. NCBI's taxonomy places the organism in Eukaryota, Metazoa, Chordata, Mammalia, Macroscelidea, Macroscelididae. The transcript is spliced from 2 exons.